AUGCGUGAGCUUUCUCCAUACAGCCUUUCCACUACGGUCCUUCCUUCAGCCUAUAUGAUGAUGAACAGCAGCAAAUUAGUUGUUAAAGACAGGAAUAAGCCCAAAGGCGCCAUGACAGCUUAUGCUUGCUUUGUUCAAGUUAUCCGUGAGGAGCACAAGAAGAAGCAUCCUGGAGAGCAGAUUGUUUUCAGUGAUUUUUCAAAGAAAUGUGCUGAACGAUGGAAGGUUAUGUCUCCCAAAGAAAAGAAACGUUUUGAGGAUAUGGCCGCUCUUGAUAAAGAGAGAUAUAACAGAGAAAUGAAUGAUUACGUACCCCCUGAUGGAGUGAAGAAGGCCAAAAAACGAAAAGCUGCAAGGGAUCCUAGACAGCCCAAGCGUGCAUGGUCUGCUUUCUUUUUCUUCUGCGAUGAGUUUCGUGCUAAAAUAAAGGAAGAACAUCCUGAGUGGAAAGUUGCUGAUAUCGCCAAAGAGCUCGGACGUCGAUGGGAAGAAUGCCAAGAAAAACCAAAGUAUGAAACGCUUGCUCAACAAGAUAAACAGCGAUACGAAGAAGAUAUGCUGAAAUAUCGCGCUGGCACAUAUGUUCCACCAAAGCAACCCAAGUUUGAAUCAUUGAUGGCCGGCGUCUCCGCAUCAGGUGAUGGUCCCUCAAUUAGCAACAUAUCCAUUGAAAACACUAUUGGUCGGCAAGCUGGCUCUAACGGGACUGGUGUUUGCGAUCCAGAUGAGGAUGAUGAGGGUGAUGAUGAGGUGGAGGGUGACGUUGAAGGAGAUGAGGGAGCUGGUGAUGUCGAUGAUUGC
Molecule: messenger RNA, 801 nt
Organism: Protopolystoma xenopodis
Lineage: Eukaryota; Metazoa; Platyhelminthes; Monogenea; Polystomatidea; Polystomatidae
Source: the annotation of a GenBank genome assembly